Messenger RNA from Salvia splendens (bonfire salvia), 2138 nucleotides. Its product is annotated as putative RING-type E3 ubiquitin transferase C3H69. Lineage: Eukaryota; Viridiplantae; Streptophyta; Magnoliopsida; Lamiales; Lamiaceae. Gene Ontology annotation, molecular function: metal ion binding; ubiquitin protein ligase activity. The transcript is spliced from 7 exons. Gene Ontology annotation, biological process: protein polyubiquitination. The record is from RefSeq and is a predicted model, not a curated record. Bases 424 to 1371 code for a protein of 315 amino acids.
ACUUACUAAUCUCGCCUGUUAUAUGAUGAAUUCGAAUGAUGUCAUCCAAGGAGUGCAUGCUGCAUUAGAAGAUAACCUCAUAAAGUUUACCAAUUUAUACGAAAUCUCGUCCACACAAUGAAAACGAAAGUAAUGAGAUGGGAGCGGAUUUAUGAAAAAUCAAAUGGUAUGUAAAUGGUUACACAAAUAAUAUGAGCGUUGGAGUUGGAUUCUCCUAUAUUGAGGAAAAUGCAGCAACGGCCAUUACUAAAGAGAAAAAUGAGGCGUAAUCGUUAAAAGUGGAGGACUCUGGUUUCCAUCACCCCCCCUAUAUACGCUCCCUCAUUUCUUCCAAAUUUCUUGAUUCAUUCUCUUGCGAGCCUUCUUUUCGUUAUAGUCAAGCAAGCAAUUUCGUGAGUCUCCCCUCGGAUUCUCACGAACGCCAUGUCUAAGGGGGUUCUCUGUAAAUUUUUUGCCCAUGGCGCAUGCUUGAAAGGGGAGCAUUGUGAGUUUGCGCAUGAUUGGAAGGCCCCAUCGAACAAUAUAUGUAGCUUCUAUCAGAAGGGGAUUUGCACGUAUGGCAGUCGAUGCAGAUAUGAACACGUUAAAGUUUGUCGUUCUUCAUCAGAUAGUCCUCUCCCCAUCGAGCUUCCUUAUGGAGGUGCAGUCUCCACCGCAGCUUCCUCACCUCCGCCUGCAUUAGGACAUGAUGACAUGCUAAGCGAUGAUAAUCAUGUUAUAUGUUCUUUCUCGGGUCAUGGUGACUGCCCGCGGGGGGAAGACUGCCCCCACAUUCACGGGGACCUAUGUCCGAUCUGUGACAAACGAUGCCUGCAUCCCUUUAGGCCUCAAGAGAGGGAAGAGCACUUGAAGUCGUGUGAGAAGAGGCGUAAACAUAUGGAGGCGCUAAGGUGCAGUCAAGAAAUAGAGUGUAGUGUGUGUCUUGAGGCUGUCCUCUCAAAGCCUACGUCCGCGGAAAGGAAAUUCGGGAUUCUGUCAGAGUGUGACCAUUCGUUCUGCAUUUCGUGUAUUAGAAACUGGCGUAGUAGCUCUUCGACUUCUGGGAUUCAUCUUAACUCUGCUGUGAGAGCUUGCCCUCUGUGUCGGAGGCUCUCGUACUUUGUCAUCCCCAGCGUCGUUUGGUACUCCUCGAGCGAGGAGAAACAGGAAAUCGUUCAGAGCUAUAAGACGAAACUGAGAUCAAUUGACUGCAAGCACUUUGACUUUGGGAAUGGAACAUGUCCAUUUGGGACAAGCUGCUUCUACAGGCAUGCAUUUCACGAUGGUCGUCUUGAGGAAGUUGUUGUACGCCAUGUUGGUGGUGACGAUGGAGAUGCUGUCGUUGCCAAAGAUAUGAGGAUACCCGACUUCCUUAACUUGCAGAUAAGAUGAUUAAACAAUUUUGAUUUCUACUAAUUCUUCCAGCAGGGAAUUCGGUGGGAUAGGAUACUCUUGCGUGCUCUUCAACUAACUUUUCGACAAUUUUCUUUGGCUAAAUACAGCUAUUAUUUGAGUUGAUGUGAGCACUGAUUCCAUGAUUUGAAGCCUGCCAUUCCUAAAUAUACAGAUAGUUCUGUUGGACUAUAUUGAAAAGUGAAAAUGUAAACAAUAUCAAGAGUGAGGUUUUUUGGUUUUUGACCUUUGUUCUGUCCGGGAAAAAAAAGGAAAAAAGAAAGAAAAAAAAAGAAGUUGUUUUGAUGAUGCUUUACAUGAGAAGUGGGCUUACCUGGGAGGGUUGUGCAUUGUAUUUUUCUAGUAGUUUUGAAACAUGUAUGUAUGUACCCCCCAUUUUGGUAGCUCUUGUAAUAGCUUGUUUUUUUGAAACUGAUGUUGAAUUAUGCUGAUUUUUAGCAUUAAUAAUUAGCACAGCAGUUGUAAAAUAUGCUAGUCUCUCUCAUGAUUACAUGUAACAACUAAUUGCAUAAAAUAGUAUUUGUCACAAACAAACACACCAAUAUCAAAACAAUAUACAACCAGAGUAAUUAUUAACAAAGAGGUCUCAUAUAUGGUGAUAAAUAACAAAUAAACAACACUCCAUGUAUCUGUAUACAAAUCAAUACUAUGCUACUAACUUCUCAAGAAAUGGAAGAAGAAUAUCACAUCCCUCAAGUUCAACACACAAAUCCAAUAAGAAUAAUCUUAACAAAAUAAAAUAAAAU